UCUAACUGUGUAGACAAGUGCUGUGAGUGUGAGCAUGGACGUGUUGGCUGUUCCAGCAAACAGGCAGAAAGGAUGGUAUCUUUCUCUGAUGGCGCCCAACACAAAAGGACCAAAGUUUGCUUGGCUGGACCCAUCAAGACUCUACUGCAAUUCCCAGGCUCUAGCAGACUGUGUGAAAGACCUUCUCAGUCCAUUCCACAACGACAGCAUUGACCUGGUAGCUGGCAUAGACGCAAUGGGAUUUAUUCUGGGAGCUUCUAUUGCCAGCACCCUUGGAAAAGGUUUUCUGGCCAUCCGCAAAGCAGGACACCUGUGCAUAGCAACCCAAAGCCAGCCGUACAGAGACUACUCGGGCAGAGAAAAGACAAUGGAAGUAAGACUGGAUGUGCUGAGACCAGGUCUCAGGGUGCUGAUAGUGGACCAGUGGAUAGAGACCGGCGGCACCAUGAGGGCCGCAAUCAAGCUGGUGGAGCAGCUGGGAGCCACCGUUGUGGGUGUGGCUGCUGUGGCCAUCGAGAACACCGAGGGAGGGAAGUGGAUUAAGGAAAAUUACAAAUACUCCCACUGCAUCCCAGACGAACUCCAGAGUCAAAUCGACGGGCAGUAUCUCGAUUCCUUCAAGAGCUUCAGCAGUCACAACAAUGACACAACUUAGGGAAUAGCGCUAAUAUCUGUGCCUAAAAUGUCAGAGAAAUCCAACCAGCACACACACAUUUUACCUUUUUGGAAG
Messenger RNA from Myripristis murdjan (pinecone soldierfish), 730 nucleotides. Its product is annotated as adenine phosphoribosyltransferase. The record is from RefSeq and is a predicted model, not a curated record. Gene Ontology annotation, molecular function: adenine phosphoribosyltransferase activity. The transcript has 5 exons. The coding region runs from base 35 to 655 and encodes 206 amino acids. Lineage: Eukaryota; Metazoa; Chordata; Actinopteri; Holocentriformes; Holocentridae.